GAGAGGGAGGGACCCUCCGGAGCCGGAUUUCAAAGCGAGGCAGUUGUCGGGAAGGCUCCAGACGCGGGGCAGGAAUGGCACGUUUUUCCAGGGCGGCUUUCCUUCGGGAACGCGCCGCGGUCGGUGCGUGCCUGCGCUGAAAAGCUUCCGCCAAGCCCCGCGGGCAGAGCCGGGAGCGAGGGAUGCUUUAUGGCACUGCGGUGCUCCGGCUGGUCCUGCGAGCGGCUCUCCAGCCCGCAGGCAGCGGGCACAGCUAGGACAGCUGGGCAGCGCCAGGGAUCCUUCCCUCCCGCGCUGUCAUUGCCGCUGGGAGCAGGAAGAUUUGCCUUCACUGUAAGUGCUCCCAGGAAGAGCACAUUGUGACAGUUAUGCCUCUGGAGAUGGAGAAGACAGUCACGAAGCUCAUGUUUGACUUCCAGAGGAAUUCAACUUCCGACGACGACUCGGGCUGUGCUUUGGAGGAGUACGCCUGGGUCCCCCCCGGCCUGAAGCCUGAGCAGGUGCACCAGUACUACAGCUGCCUGCCCGAGGACAAGGUUCCCUAUGUCAACAGCCCGGGAGAAAAAUCUCGCAUAAAGCAACUUCUUCACCAGCUGCCACCACAUGACAAUGAGGUCCGCUAUUGCAACUCCCUGGAUGAGGAGGAGAAGAGGGAGCUCAAGCUCUUCAGCAACCAGAGGAAGAGGGAAAAUUUAGGGAGAGGCAAUGUUCGGCCAUUCCCUGUGACCAUGACAGGAGCCAUCUGUGAGCAGUGUGGCGGCCAGAUCAACGGAGGGGACAUGGCCGUCUUCGCCUCACGAGCGGGACACGGCGUCUGCUGGCACCCCCCCUGCUUCAUCUGCAGUGUUUGCAACGAGCUGCUGGUCGACCUGAUCUACUUCUACCAGGAUGGGAAGAUCUACUGUGGCAGGCACCACGCUGAGUGCCUCAAGCCCCGCUGCGCCGCAUGCGAUGAGAUCAUUUUUGCCGACGAGUGCACCGAGGCCGAAGGGCGGCACUGGCACAUGAAGCAUUUCUGCUGCUUCGAGUGCGAGACGGUUCUGGGGGGGCAGCGCUACAUCAUGAAGGACGGGAGGCCCUACUGCUGCAGCUGCUUUGAGUCCCUGUACGCCGAGUACUGCGACACCUGCGCCCAGCACAUCGGCAUUGACCAGGGCCAGAUGACGUACGACGGCCAGCACUGGCACGCCACCGAGACCUGCUUCUGCUGCGCCCAGUGCAAGAAGUCGCUGCUGGGACGGCCCUUCCUGCCCAAGCAGGGGCAGAUCUUCUGCUCCAGGGCCUGCAGCAUUGGGGAUGACCCCAAUGGCUCCGACUCCUCCGACUCGGCUUUCCAGAGCGCGCGAGCCAAGGAAUCGCGCCGCAGCGCCAAGAUCGGCAAGAACAAGGGGAAGGGCGAGGAGGGGGCGCGCAGCCCCUGCAACCAGCUGCAGGUCACCUCCAACCGCCUCUCCACCGACGUGGACCCGCUGUCCCUGCAGAUGGAUCUGCUGAGCCUGGCCAGCCAGACACCGAGCCUCAACAGGGACCACUUGUGGAGGAGCCGGGAUGAGCUCUAUCACUAUGGGGGCAAAAUGGAGCAAAGCCAGUCUCAAACCCCCUUGCAACUUCUCAGCCAGUGCAACAUAAGAACCUCCUAUAACCCCACCCAGGUCCCGGGCUCGCAGUCGGAUUUAUGGGCAAAGCACUUCAGCAACCCAAAGAGGAGCUCCUCGCUGGCCAUGAAGAGCCACGGUGGCAGCUUCAUCCAGGACUGCAGAGAGGACUACUACUCAGGAAGGCUCCGCUCGCAGGAGAGCUACAGUGACAUGUCCAACCAGAGCUUUCCAGAGACCAGAGGAAGCGUCAAAGUCCCCAAGUAUGAAGAGGAAGAGGAGGGUGGGAUGCCAACAUCGCAGUGCCGCACCCGUCACCCCAUCAGUGCCCUCAAGUUCACAGAGGACCUGACGCCCACCGAGCAGACUCCCCGGGGCUCCAUGGAGUCCCUGGCACUCUCCAAUGCUACAGGCCUCUCAGCAGACGGUGGAGCCAAGCGCCAGGAGCACCUCUCCAGGUUCUCCAUGCCUGACCUGAGCAAAGACUCGGGCAUGAAUGUCUCCGAGAAGAUGAGCAACAUGGGCACCCUGAACUCGUCCAUGCAGUUCCGCAGCGCCGAGUCCGUGCGCAGCCUGCUGUCGGUGCCGCAGUACCAGGACAUGGAGCCCACCCUGCACGACCUCGCCAGCCCUCUCGGCUACCCAGAGCGGCCGUCGCACGGGCGCAUGCACCAGAGCUUCGACUACGGCAGCGGGGUGCCCGGGGGCCAGCUGGGGGCACAGGAGAUCCCGAGGCACACGCCCAUGAGCGAGCGCACGCGCCGGAGAACCGUGCUCCGGGAUGACGACCGGCGCUACCGCCCGCACCGGCCCCGGCGCUCCCGGCGCUCGCGCUCGGACAACGCCCUGCACCUGGCCAGCGAGCAGUGCUACCGCCUGAAGGAGAGACCCUCGCUCCGAGCCAGGGACGACUACGACCCCUUCGUGCACCAGAGGAGCCGCAGGGAGACGAUGGAGCAGGGUCCCCGCAGGGAUGUCUACGGCCACUGUCCCCGGACGGUGUCGGAUCUCGCCUUGCAGAACCACUUGGGCGAGAGAUGGGGGCCCUACUUCGCCGAAUACGACUGGUGCUCCACCUGCUCCUCCUCUUCAGAGUCCGACAAUGAGGGCUAUUUCCUCGGGGAGCCCAUUCCGCAGCCUGCCCGCCUCCGGUACGUGACCAGCGAGGAGCUGCUGCACAAGUACGGCUCGUACAGCAUGCCCAAGUCUUCCACGGUGGGGGCCAGGGGACAGUUGCACAGCCGGAAAAGACAGAAGAGCAAGAACUGUAUCAUAUCCUAAUGGCAUCCUUGCCAGGCACCUUGGGAGAAUGUAAAUUAACUCACGAUCUUGCACUGUUUUAGAUCAUGUAAGUGCUUUUAUUGUAACGAAAGAAAGGCCCGAAGAGUAGGGAUUUGUAAGAAGGUUGUAGACCGGCUUCUAUAAAUAGUCAUAAUCCUGGGCACAGUGAAUAUAUUUUGCACAUCUUACUUUGGA
Hirundo rustica (Barn swallow) is the source of this 3071-nucleotide messenger RNA. It is a transcript of the gene PRICKLE2, whose product is annotated as prickle planar cell polarity protein 2. Gene Ontology annotation, molecular function: zinc ion binding. The record is from RefSeq and is a predicted model, not a curated record. The transcript is spliced from 8 exons. The coding region runs from base 369 to 2876 and encodes 835 amino acids. Lineage: Eukaryota; Metazoa; Chordata; Aves; Passeriformes; Hirundinidae.